Molecule: messenger RNA, 2408 nt
Organism: Aureococcus anophagefferens
Lineage: Eukaryota; Pelagophyceae; Pelagomonadales; Pelagomonadaceae
Exons: 2
Source: RefSeq, a predicted model, not a curated record
AUCGAAUCGCGAUGCGCUCGUUGUUCGCCUCGUGAAUCAGCGACGCCGACGCCCGCGGCAUGUGCCGGCCGCCCGCGACCGUCGACGGCGGCGCCGCGCCGCCGCCGCUCGGCAAGGAGUUCCUCGCCGAGGCGCCGCGGGCCGUCUGCGCCGUCGUCUGCGGCCUCUACCUCGCGCUGUCCUGCCGCGGCGCGACGCACCUGCGGCGCAUCAUCGCCGACGGCCACGCGGACCCGGACGCGCUCUUCCGCGACUUCGGCGCGCUGCUCGCGCUCUACGGCGCGGAGACGGCGCUCGCGGCGGCCGGCGGCGCGACGACGAUGUACCACUGGACGCGCCGCAACUUCCUCGAGCACCACCUGCCCCUCGCCCUCGUCGGCGGCUGCAUGCUCGCCUGCUGCGGAGCGACGCAGGGCCGCGCCCUCGUCCAGCACGAGGAGUGGUGCAGCCUCAUCCUGCUCAUCUCGUUCAACGAGGCGUCCGCGGCGUUCCUCAUCCUGCGGCCCGACCCGACGCUCCAGGCCUUCCGCAUCGGGCCGAAUUUGUUGAUCCAGGUCUCGCUGCUCGCCACGGAGCUCGGCUCCUACGCCCGCGCCAUGCGCGCGCAGCGCGCGCUCCGCGACCCCGCGAUGGCGCUGCCGGGAAUCCUGUCCCAGUUCCUGCUCGCGGCGGCCGUCGUCCACGUGUCCUACAUCGGCCAGAUCGUCGCCUCGGUCCGCAAGCGGCCCCCGGCGGAGAUCGACGUCGCGGCCAAGGGCCUCGCGGUGGCCCUCGCGCUCGCGCUCACGAUCUUCUCCGCGCCGCCGCCCGAGGCCGAGGACGUGUCGCCGCCGCCCGCGCGCGACGCCGACGCCGACGCCCCGGCGGCCCCGACGCCGACGGAGCCGUCGCCCCCGCCGAGCGAGGCGCCGGCCGUGGAGAUGCGGUUCGGCUCCGUCGAGGCGGCGCCCGGCGGCGCGCCCGGCGAGGUGUCCCCCGGCGCGUCGCCCCCCGCGCCGGACCGGAGCAAGCCCCUGCACUUCACGCCGGACCAGCGCAAGCUCCUGGAGGCGCGGAAGCGCGCGCACGAGGCCGACCCCGGCGACGCGGCCGCGCUCGCGAUCCACGGGCCGGCGCACGGCGCGCUCGCGCGGCAGUUCGCCCGGGAGCACCACGCGUCCCGGCACGGGGCCGAGGCGGGCCGCGCGCGCGCCGAGGGCGACGCGCCGGACGGCGCCGGCGAGCCGGCGCCGCCGCCGGCGCCGCUCGUGCAGCACUACUACACGAAGAUCACGAACUGGAUCAAGCGCAAGGCGUCGGCGGAGAACGUGUCCCGCGCCCGCGCCGCCGAGGCCGCGCGCGAGGCCGCGGCCCUCGCGCGGCCGGGUCCGUCCGGCGACGCGCGCGUCGACGUCACGUUCCCCGGGCCCGCGCUCGGCAUCUCCGUCGAGGCCGACGCGGCGGGCGACGUCGUCGUCGCCGAGGUCUUCGCGAGCUCCGUCGCCCACGGCCGCGUCAAGCCCGGCGACCGCCUCGCGCUCGUCGACGGCGAAAACGUCGCGCGGACGCGCGACGAAGCCGUCUGGGACGCGUGGGUCGCGGGGCUCCGGUCGCGGCCGCGGCCGUUGGCGCUCACCUUCGAGCGCCGCGACGACGCGCGGAUCGCGGCGAGGCGCCCCAUCAAGAAGCGCGGCCGGUCCGAGGAGGAGGAGCCCGAGGAGACGGAGUUGAGGCUCGCGCUCGCGGCGUCGAAGCGCGCCGCGGUCGCUUCCCCGCCGGGCCCCGCCAAGGCCGAGUCGACGCAGAAGAAGUACUGGCGCGCGCGCAUCGACGACGACCUCGCGCCCCGCGACGCGGCGCUCCAGUUCGUCUGGCCGAACCCGAAGUCGCACCUCACGUCCAAGUCGGGCAAGAAGACGGCGCUCGCCUACGAGGCCUACUGCACGGCCAAGUCCGUGUCCGAGUUCUUCGCCAAGGGCGGCCGCGCCGACGAGCUCGCCUACGACUUUGCGCGGGGCUUCGUGGCCAUCGCCGACGACGGCGCGGAGCUCAGGGCCGAGGCCGCGCGCGACGCGGACCCGCCGCGCGCGCGGAACCCGCAGGCCGAGGCCGACGGCACGAUCGACGACGUGCCCCUCGAGCCGGCGCUGUUGGGCCUGCCGCCGCCGCGGCCGCCGCCGCCGACGAAGCGCGGCGCCGAGUACCCGGAGCACAAGAACCGCGCGCACGCGACGGCCGAGCUCGCGAACUACCUCGUCAUGAAGGGCGGCACGCGGGAGCAGGUCCUCGACUGGAACGUCGCCAAGAACCAGCGCGGCGACACCAUCUUCAUCGACCCCGUCUCGGGCCGCAUCUUCCGCUCCAAGCCCGAGGUCGCGCGCUUCCUCGGCCUCGCGAAGUAGCCGACCAUCUCUAAGAAAAAGGCGCUU